GUUGGUUCACCCAUUUCAAAAGCACUAGUGUCUAAGGGAGAGCUCAGACUCUAGAAUUUACUACAGGUUUGGAAUCAGAACGAGGUGUUAUAUAAAAGCCAUCAGGUGGAACAAAGAACUUGAAUGAGGGAAGGAACCCCUGGAGGUAAACAAUGUCAGCAAAGAAGCCCUCAACGAACAAGAAUAUUAAAAAGUUGCGUGCCAUAAGCAUGGUGUGCAGCCUUACACGAAGCUGGCAGCAGUGGGUGAGCGAAAAUGAAGAGAAGCAGUCCAGCGAACCCAGCGGAUGGGCCCCGGGGUGCCCAGAAGACCCCAAAGAUGCAAAAAAAGUAGUUCCGAAGAUCAGACCUUCUUGGAAGUCUCUUUCCAAUCAGGAGCCUACAAAUAAAAAACAGGAUGGUGUGGAGGCCGCGGGGGAGUCGCGCAUCAAAACUGCACAAGUGGUGAAAACUGUGACAAGGGAAGCUCAGGAGAAAAGUGCGGGCAUUGACUUUUUGACCAAACGCAUCUGCAAGGACCCGGAAAGCGAUGAACUAGACAAGAUGCUGAGCAAGAAAGGGUCACCCACCCGCCGCAGGAAGUGCUCCAACAUGGUUUCCGAGCUGACGCGGGGCUGGAAGGAAAUGGAAAAGGAGAAAAAGCAGGCUCAGGAGGGUGGUGAGGAUAAUGAGGAUUGGAGCCUGCAGCUAGGAACCAACCAGGAGGAUAUAGCGAAUAAUAGGACGAAUGAAAAUACAGAGUCUACGGUCACAAUCAAAAGAUCCACUGUUCUAAAAGGCAAGAAAGAGGUCGAAGAUGCCAACAAAAUAAAUGCCUUGUCCAGAAAAUACAGCGCUGUGGGCAACUUGAAAAGCCGCUGGCAAAACUGGGCAUCGGAGCAUACCGUCAAUCAGAAGCUUAACCCCUUCAGCGAGGACUUUGAUUAUGAGUACUCCAUGUCAACGCGGCUGCGGAAGGGUGAAGAGGGCUACGGGAGGCCCAAAGAGGGCAGCAAGACAGCAGAGAGGGCCAAACGUGCAGAGGCACACAUCCACCGGGAAAUAAAUGACAUGUGCUUCAUCAUAAGGACCAUGGCGGACCCGGAUCCAGAUGGUUACAUUAGAGUGACUUUUGGCGAUCUGUUUGACAGAUAUGUGCGGAUCUCUGAUAAAGUCGUGGGCAUACUAAUGAGGGCCAGGAAGCAUGGAAAGGUGGAUUUUGAGGGGGAGAUGCUGUGGCAGGGUCGGGAUGAUGGGGUCAUUAUUACUCUGUUAGUAUGACAGAAGACUGACACAGUGUGGUGACUGGUUUUGCUGCUGUAGAAAGGUAUUAUCUUCUUAAAUUAUAUUAUUAAAUUAUUAUGGUUCUAAGUGUUAUAUGUGUUUACAUGUAUGUAUUACAGUUUGUCUGCAGACUGAGUUUUCUGAGCUGCCUCAGCUCAUGCCGUGUUUGCUUGUUGUGUAUGUGCAUUUGCAUGUGCAAAGAUGUUUCACUGAAUCAUACUUUGUAAAUAAGAAACUGCUGAAAUGAAUUGGAUUUUUGCACUAAGGCUAUACGGUAGAGUAGGCGCUGCUGUGUUGGUAUAUUAUUUGUAAUAUUAUAAAUCAUCCAGAA
Molecule: messenger RNA, 1593 nt
Organism: Labeo rohita (rohu)
Lineage: Eukaryota; Metazoa; Chordata; Actinopteri; Cypriniformes; Cyprinidae
Gene: abrab
Product: actin binding Rho activating protein b
Exons: 2
Coding region: 153-1259 (368 amino acids)
Biological process (GO): positive regulation of Rho protein signal transduction; positive regulation of transcription by RNA polymerase II
Cellular component (GO): sarcomere
Molecular function (GO): actin binding
Source: RefSeq, a predicted model, not a curated record